UGGUUGCAGACAGAGAUGACACACCAGGAACUGACCAAAGCUCUGGCCCAGCAAUGGCACGAAUUGUCGGUCACUGCCAAACAGGUUUACUACAAUCUGUUUAAUAACGAUAAGAUUCGCUAUGAGAACGAAAUGAAGAUAUUUGCCGCUAAUUCUAACAAAGAGUCCGCUAAUAAAACCAUCGAUUAAUUGGAUACUUAGUUAGCUUUGAAGUUAUUCUUCAAUCGUCUCAACUCUGCCAUCGUUGCGAUCGCAUCGUUCUCUUUGUUGACCUCUUUUUGGACACUUUGGACGUCAACUCUCAUGAAAGGGUUGGUCUUCUUCUCGGACCCUAUUGUCGAUGGAAUCGUCGCUUCAUUCCUUGAGCGCAAGUCCUGUGUAUUAUUG
This is a messenger RNA of Oppiella nova, 387 nucleotides long. NCBI's taxonomy places the organism in Eukaryota, Metazoa, Arthropoda, Arachnida, Sarcoptiformes, Oppiidae. The record is from the annotation of a GenBank genome assembly.